GGUGUUGGAAACGGGCGUUAGUUCGUCACUUCUGGGCGGGAAAUCUCUGCUAACACUCGACCAGAAAGUUUGUAAAGAAAUAAAAAUGUUUCCUUUCUUGUUCUUGGCGUACGUAGUCGCUGUAAAAGUAUUCAAGAAGACCACUCCUAAUGGCAAGGUGACGGUGUACCUUGGCAAACGGGAUUUCAUCGACCACAUAGACACGGUCGAUCCCAUCGACGGAAUCGUCGUUAUCGAAAAUGACUAUCUGCAGGGACGAAAAGUUUACGGCCAGGUAGCGACAACGUACCGAUAUGGUCGCGAAGAGGACGAAGUGAUGGGAGUGAAAUUCAGCAAGGAAAUGAUCCUCUGCCGGGAACAAGUUGUACCGAUGAAGAAGGAGAAACAGGAAACAACACCGAUCCAGGAACGUCUCCUGAAGAAACUCGGUCCGAACGCGUAUCCCUUCACUUUCCAGUUCCCUCAAAAUUCUCCGAGCUCCGUGACCCUCCAACCCGGCGACGACGACCAAGGCAAACCCCUCGGAGUUGAUUACGUCGUUAAAAUUUACGUCGGUGAGAACGAAGAGGACAAGGGCCACAAACGUUCCUCGGUUACGUUAGCCAUCAAGAAACUGCAAUUUGCACCACCGACUCGAGGACGCAGACUACCGAGCUCCCUCGUUUCCAAGGGAUUCACCUUCUCCCAGGGUAAACUCAAUCUCGAGGUGACUCUCGACAAGGAAAUCUACUACCAUGGAGAAAAAGUAUCGGCGAACGUCAUCAUAACGAACAAUUCUCGCAAGGCUGUCAAAAAUAUAAAGAUCUUCGUCGUCCAACACUGCGAGGUGACGAUGGUCAAUGCUCAAUUUUCGCGUCACGUUGCGAGCCUGGAGACCCGCGAAGGAUGCCCGAUCACACCUGGAGCUUCCUUCACCAAGCAAUUCUAUCUCGUGCCUCUGGCCAGCAGCAACAAAGAUCGCCGUGGUAUUGCCCUCGAUGGACAUCUCAAGGACGAUGACGUAAAUCUCGCUUCCUCGACUCUCGUCGCCGAAGGCAAAUGCCCGGCUGAGGCAAUGGGUAUCGUCAUUUCUUAUUCCGUUCGCGUGAAACUCAACUGCGGUACCCUCGGCGGCGAACUGGUUACCGAUGUGCCGUUGAAACUGAUGCACCCUGCCCCCGGUACCGCGGACAAGGAAAAAGCCAUGAUGAAGAAGAGCAAGAGCAUCGACCGUGCGCGCUAUGAAAAUUCGUGCUACGCGAACGACGACGACGACAACAUCGUCUUCGAGGAUUUUGCCCGGCUCCGUCUCAACGAGCCGGAAUAAAUUACAAUCAUCGAUCGACGAGCGCAUAUGAGAGAGAGAGGAAAGAUUAGAAAAGCAACGAUAAAGACCAUCGUCAUUCCGCGAUCCGAUCGAUCCGAAGGGACACAAAAUAAAAUUGAUGCGCCUCGAACACCAAGCUCGCAUCGGAGGUCGCUUUCGGAUCGAUCGGAUUAGGCAACCAUCGGAGAACGUCGAAUUAAAAACACAAGGGUCAAUCAAAUACUUGAAAAUAUCAAUGAGAACGAGAAAUCGUAAUAACAAUAAUCUGAAACAUUUACGAAAUAGAUUCGAUUAAUUUUGACAUUGUGCGUUUGCGAAAGCUUAUUUAACAAUUAUAAAUUGAAGAAAUUCAUUAUGAAAAUAAAUGAAAAAAUGUGUUGGAAAAAAAAAAUUAAAAAAUACAAAAAAAAUGGCAAAAUGAGAAAAGAAAACUCCGAGCCUUGUCGUGCUCAUUUAUAAUUUUCAUUCGAUGGUGGUGGUCGGAUGGAAAUUUGUCCGCUGCACGAACGAGCUACCAAAAAAAUGCAAAUCUCAAGUAAGCUUUGUUAAAAUGCGUCUUAUUAUCUUUGAAGAAAAAAAAAGUUAUUCAAAAAAAAUAUUUCCCGUCAAACCAGAAGUGACAUAUAUUUUAUUAGUUGUAAUUUAUUUCUUGUAUUUAUCACACAAUAAUGUGGUAUUGUUUGUUGAUGAUGCAAUGCUGUUAAUUCCUUGUAUCGUUGAGUCAAACUGCUGUAUAGUAGAAUGAAAUAAAAUUUGAACGAAACGAUACAAUUGAAAA
Messenger RNA from Venturia canescens, 2084 nucleotides. RefSeq names its product arrestin 2 (gene Arr2). The transcript has 7 exons. The coding region runs from base 86 to 1306 and encodes 406 amino acids. Lineage: Eukaryota; Metazoa; Arthropoda; Insecta; Hymenoptera; Ichneumonidae. Gene Ontology annotation, molecular function: G protein-coupled receptor binding. Gene Ontology annotation, biological process: G protein-coupled receptor internalization; signal transduction. Gene Ontology annotation, cellular component: cytoplasm. The record is from RefSeq and is a predicted model, not a curated record.